AUGACCUUCCUCGUCAUCUUCGCCAUCGUCCUCCCCUUCCUCCUCCCACGCGCAGCCCUCCACCCUGCCCUACCAAACUACAUUCUCUUCCACUUCAUCAUCAUCCCCGGACUCGUCAAACUAAGACCUCGCAACAAAGAUCGAUCCAUCUUCAUCAACAUGGCUGAUUCCGCCAACAAACCCACCCCCAACAACCGCGGCUUCUAUCUCGCCAUCGCCUUUGGCAUCGUCGGCCUCUUCCUCAUGAUGGUCGUCCCCUGCGCCAUCGCCAUGGGCGUCGCCCGCUGCCGCGAGAAGCGCCAGGAACGUCGUGACGCCCUCCGCCGCGAGCUCGAGGGAGGCCAAGCCGACGACGACGCCACCAACGGCGACGACGCCCCUGCCGGCCGCUUCCCCAUCUUCGGCGUCGACGAAGUCGGCGAGGCUUCUGGCUGGCGCCACGACGACAAUGACCUCGAAACCGCCACCACCACCAAUCUAUUCCAAGACACCACCAUCCUCCAGCAUCCCGACGGCCUCGUCGAGAUUCGCAAGCCCGAGCCCGUCUACGGAAUGGGGACUUGUCGUGUCCACGGCGGUCGCUUCCAGGAGCACCUCCCUGAGGCCUUCGACCACUUCCCCGAUGAGGAGGAGCAAGCCCAGAUGCUCGAGCAGGCCGAGAACAACGAGGACUCUACCGAGGACUCUGGCUCUUCCUACAAGGGCAAGGGAAAGGAGCCUCUCAUUGCGAAGCACAAGGAGGAGUAA
Trichoderma reesei QM6a is the source of this 747-nucleotide messenger RNA. RefSeq lists its product as uncharacterized. Bases 1 to 747 code for a protein of 248 amino acids. The transcript has a single exon. The record is from RefSeq and is a predicted model, not a curated record. Lineage: Eukaryota; Fungi; Ascomycota; Sordariomycetes; Hypocreales; Hypocreaceae.